Messenger RNA from Ananas comosus (pineapple), 639 nucleotides. Its product is annotated as photosystem II 5 kDa protein, chloroplastic-like. The record is from RefSeq and is a predicted model, not a curated record. Bases 122 to 472 code for a protein of 116 amino acids. NCBI's taxonomy places the organism in Eukaryota, Viridiplantae, Streptophyta, Magnoliopsida, Poales, Bromeliaceae. The transcript has a single exon.
CUCUACUUACAAGUUUUUGAGCCUGGAGUAGUUCAUAAUCAAACCAAUUUUGAGAUUGCAACAUUACAAAAAGAAGAGAGAGUAGGAGGAGGGAAAAAAAAAAAAAAUCUAGAGAGAGAAAAUGGCAUCGCUCACGGCAACGGCGUCCUUCGUAGCCGGCGGCAGGAUCGCGGACCGGCCGUCGAUGAGCCGCCGCCGCCGCAGCAGCGUGGGGGUCGCGGUAGCGGUCGCGGCUGCGAAACUGCAGUCGACCCAAGAAGCUGCGAGCCCCGCGCCCGACGCCGGCAGGGUCGACGGAGGGAGCGGGGGCCGGCGCGCCGCCAUGCUCGCGGCCGCAGCGGCCGCGGUUUGCGCCCUCGGGCAAGGGAUCGCGACUGCCGGCACGGUGCCCAAGCCCGGGACCCCCCAGGCGAAGAAGUUCUACGCCCCGAUCUGCGUUACCAUGCCGACGGCGAGCGUCUGCCACAAGUGAGGGCCUCGAGCACCUGCAUGUAGUUUGCUCACAUUGGUCGAUGGGUCUGUAAUUUGGAGCAUGUAUGAAAAAUAUAUAUAUGUGUGAUUUGUAGCUUUUACUAUUUGCCUUUGUAAUUCAUUUAUGAAUUGUUGGGGCUCUAAUUUAAGUUCUUGUUCGCCGGUGAA